Molecule: messenger RNA, 6024 nt
Organism: Bactrocera oleae (olive fruit fly)
Lineage: Eukaryota; Metazoa; Arthropoda; Insecta; Diptera; Tephritidae
Source: RefSeq, a predicted model, not a curated record
GCUGCACGUCUGCAUGUUGGUGUGUGUGUGUCUGUAUGGCUGCUGUUGCGGUGCGCAAGCGCACAUGCGAAGUGUUUCGCUAUGUGAAAGCAGGUGCGUUUACCAUUCUGCGGUUACCCACGACCACGAUCAGACGCGCUCAAAAACGACGUCGCGUAAAAGCAUUUCGAAUUCUUAACCAACAAUUGAGAAAAUAACGAGUAUUUUCGAAAACGUUUAAACACUUAUAAAUCAUUUUGAAAUAUCUGAAGCUGCGGUUAAUGUGUAUAAAUGAAAAAGCGAUCACUUCUUAGCAAAAUAAUAUAAUGACAUAUUGUUUAGUUCGGCGAAACACGAUUCGUUGAAAGUGCAAGGAUAAUGCCAUGUAUAUUAACUGUCGGCGCAAGCAAAAAGUGAUUUGAAAAAGGUGUUAAACUUUUGUGACUUGAAAUUUAUGUUAAUUACUUACAUAUUUAAGGACAUACAGUGCAUGCUAAAAGUUGGCAAUUUAAGAUUUUAAGGCGUUCGUGAAAGUUGAGCAAUAAAAAAAUAUAUAUCUAACGCUGCUGCCUCAGCUACUACAACUUCGCAUCUCAGCAACUUUAACUUCACAACAACUAUCGCUUCCUGUGCUCAUCUUCUAUCGCUUUACAACUAUUUCCAAUACAAAAACAAUUGCAAAUAAUAUUUUAUUAGUUGCAAAGUCAAAAACAAACGAAAUAGAAGAAGAACUGCAUUUUUUUGCCAUUUCCAUUCUGUCAAUUUCUGCCUUUUUCGCCAAUUUCUUUACACUCUUUUACACCUGUUGCGCGACCACGACGAGGAGAAGACGACGUCUGGUCUGCAUGCCGUUUGUUGUUGCAUGUGGCAAGUAUUUAGACUCAAGGUAACUAGUUAGUGAGUGUGCAUGGCUUUGUGUAUGUGUGUAUUUGUGAGCUGUAUAUGUGUGACCCACUUGCAGCCGCCAAGUAGCAAAUUGAAAAAUAAAUAAAACAAAAAGACAGAGCGAAAAAAAUCGCAAAAGAAAAACUUACAUAAAAAAAAAUCGAAAGAAAAAAGAACAAUUUAACUAAAACAAAGAUAAACUAUGCGCAAUCACAAAAACAACUAAUAAUAAUAACAACUGCAAGCAGCUUGAGCCGACAAGCAACGAAACGAAUGAAAAAUUAAAAAAAAAAUAACAACAACAAAAAAGUUUUUUAACAACGCGGCCUAUGCGCUUCUUUGCGAUUUUCACUUAAGGAAUUCCCAGCAGCAGCAGCAGCAACAACAACAAAAACAAAAGGCCAGGGAGCAGCAGGAAAUAGCAUAGCUCAUAUCACACGGCCAACACUCGCGCAGCGCCAGCAAAGUUGCGGUCAACAUUUUACAACACUAAUAAUUCAAAAUUGUUGUUGUAGCGGCUUUUUACAACCUCAAAUUUGCGCUUCUCCGGUUGCCAACGUCCGUGGAGACCUUACAACAGCUCCGCUCCGCUCCUCUCCCAGCUGCCCAAAUAUAUAUUUAUGUGUCACGCGCACACCAACAACAACAAUCACAACAACCGUAAAAAAGCGUUGUGGUACCAAUCAAAUUGAAGCGUGUGAAUAAAUUGGCCAGCAGUCGCCACAACGCCGGUAAUCAGAAAUUUUCACAGUCGCUGGGCGAGCGCAAAACGAACGAGCGUGCAAGACAUUUUAAUCGCUGGUCCGACGUUCGCCUGCAGCCAGUUGUUGCCAUCAACGCCUGCGACGUCUGCGGAAUUCACUGUUUGUUUUUUGUUUUUGUUCGCUGUUUCGCUUUUUAUAGCCUGAACUAAGCUUUGGCGUACGCGCGUGUAGGCGUUUUUCUAUUAACCACUGAACAAAUUGCCAAGCAAAGCUAAUCGAAUUCGCUUCAGUUUUUGAUUGCAGUUUUUACGCUACAAACACGACACCAACAACAACAAAGAGUAACAUAAACGUCAACAGACAAUAAAAGCUAUCAUAUAUCGACGAUAAUAAACAACAACAGCAAACAACAAAAACUACGACACAACAACAGUCACGUACGAAGCUAAAGGAAAUCCAAAACAGUAGCAACACAACAACAACGCCAACAAAAUGAGAAAGAUGCGGAUCAAAAAGAUUUUAUUGACUGUUAUGGUUUGCCUUUCACUGCAGAUCACGCUUGCAGAUGAUGUCGACGUAGUCAAAGCCAUCACUGGCACAGAGGAAAUAUCCGAGCAUGACAACGAGGUGGAUCAGGUGGCGCUGGAAUCGGAAUCGGAGCCACAGCAACCGCCAAAAGUGCUAUAUCAGCACAACAUUCAACAACAACAACCAGGACCAGGACCAGCACGAAGCAAUCAUCAGAGCAUUCCACUCAGCCUGGGACAACCUUUCGGCCCACCGCCACCACCAGCACAGUUGGCCUACCAAGGCCCACCGCCGCCACUACCACCACAACGGCCGCCACCACAGCAAGUGCAUGCGCAACAAGUGCUGCCCGAUUUGAGCGUUGGCGCCUCAAGCAAUAACGAGAUCUGGUCGUCGCCCGUGCAGGACAUGCCGAAAAUAAUCUCACUGGAUGUAAAGUGCGAAAAGAACGGCAUGAAAGUAUUUGUGAAAUUCGAUAAACCAUUCUAUGGCAUUGUCUUCUCAAAAGGACACUACAGUAAUAUGAAUUGCGUGCAUUUGCCGUCGGGACUAGGACGCACUUCGGCCACUUUCGAUAUUGGUCUGCAUGAGUGCGGUACAUCUGGAAAUACUGAAAAUGGUUUGUACGGUUAUGGACAUGAAUCUGGUUCGGGUACCUACUUUGAGAAUAUUAUUGUCAUACAAUACGAUCCACAAGUGCAGGAGGUGUGGGAUCAAGCGCGUAAGCUACGUUGCACAUGGCACGAUCAGUAUGAGAAAAGCGUGACCUUCCGGCCAUUCCCCGUGGAUAUGUUGGAUGUGGUGCGCGCAGAUUUUGCUGGCGAUAAUGUAGGCUGUUGGAUGCAGAUUCAAGUUGGUAAAGGACCAUGGGCCUCAGAGGUUUCUGGUUUGGUGAAGAUCGGACAAACUAUGACUAUGGUGUUGGCUAUCAAGGAUGACGAUUCCAAAUUCGAUAUGCUUGUGCGAAAUUGUGUGGCUCACGAUGGCAAACGUGCCCCUAUACAAUUGGUCGACCAACGUGGUUGUGUCACACGACCGAAAUUAAUGUCGCGCUUUACAAAAAUUAAGAAUUUCGGCGCAUCAGCGUCUGUGCUCUCCUACGCACACUUCCAAGCAUUCAAAUUCCCCGACUCCAUGGAGGUACACUUCCAGUGCACAAUACAAAUCUGUCGCUAUCAAUGUCCCGAUCAAUGUUCAGAGCCCAAUCUGCAAGAAGUGCAUCAUCUACAAGUCGGACCAGAGUCACAAUAUGGCCCACCACCGCCACAAUUGCACGUCGACACUUAUCAUGUAAGCAGUGGCAUCGGCAAGCGGCGUGACGAGCGACGUGUACAACGUCGUACACGUGCCGUCGAUUCUGAACCAGAAGUAGGUCUGAAUCGUAUCAUUAAGGUCGUCUCUUCGGGUGAUCUCACCUUUGCCAUUGACGAUCAGGCGAAUGGCACAACCGCAGCCACACCACAAACAAUGGUCUUUCCAGCACGCGAAGAUGGUCUAAUUUGUAUGACGACGCCUGGUUUCGCGAUCACAUUGAUUAUACUACUAGGUAUACUCGUAACUUCCUGUCUAAUAUCAGCCGUACUCUAUGUACGUUUGCGGCCGUUCUCCUCCUUUGCUCAUUCGGAGAAAGAGCGUGCUGUGGCUUAUACGAACCCACAAUUAGCUGGCGCUAUGCCCGUCAUACAAAUACCAGGACCACCAAGUAUCAGUCAAGGUACUUUGACGAAGUCACGAACGCAUACAUGAACGACAAACGGUGAAAAAAAACAGGCGAACAUAAUGAAAUACGAAUUGGACUCGGCAUAACGAGGUGUCUUUAUCACACACAUACACUUACUAAUGCGCGCGAACAGCAUAGCUAUAUUUAGUUCCGAUCCGAUGCGAACUGAAUGUGCGCUGCAUCGACUGGGCUUUAUACAACACAUUCACAACAGUCUUCUUUCGUUUGCAAAGGCCUCUGGGGCAGUUUGUUAGUUAAGAUAUGAAAAUGUGGUCUUCGGACCACAACACAUAACACAUAGGGUAAUGUAAUUUUAGUUUUUAACUACAUACAUAUUUAUUUUUCAACGCUUUUACAAAGUUUAAUGGAGUUAUUCGACGGUUCAAAAGUAACGAAUCCGAAUAUUUGUUGUUAAAAUUGAUAAUAUUUCGACGAGCCUUUCGAGUCUGUUUGGGCCUUCUGUAUUGGUGGCAGUCUAGCGCGUACAAUUUUAGUGUUUAUAAGCAAUAUAGAAAUGAAGUUUAGUUUUUAGCGAUUCUUAAGUAAUGUAUUGAGUUGAAGAACAUAAAGAUAUGUACAAUAAACAAAAUCCGGUGCUAAGCCAUAUUCAAAGUUCAAAUGCAUCCAAGUGACCUUUGUACAAAGGCUAUAUUGAUUCAUAAUACGCCAAGCAUAUGCUCUGUAGUAGUGCUAUCUAUAAAUCGGUAGUAGAAUAAAUGGUAUAUAUGUUCAAAAUUACGGUUAAUUGUUUGAAUUAAAAUUCAGCUCGACUAACGUAAAUUUUAAUGAAUUCAGCAAGACACUAAAAUAUAUAUAGACAAAUUCAGCGCCUUGAAAUGUAUUCAGCGCAUUUUAAACAUGCAAACAUGAUCACUAUUAAAUCUAAUUCAGCUCACUUUUAAUUAAUUUAACAUCAUGCACAUUGUGUAUUAGAAUGUUAGUUAUCAUUUUCUAUCCAUAGAUUGAUAGUAGCAUAUAUGGUAUAUGUAUUAAAAAUUACGGCUAAUUGUCAGAAUAGUAAUUCAGCGUGACUACCGUUAAUUUGAUUGAAUUCAGCAAGACAUUACCAUAUAUAUAGACAAAUUCAGCGCUUUAAAAUUUAUAUUGCGUAUUAAACAUAAAAGAUGUAAAUAACGCUACACUAUUUAUGUAAUUAGCGUUGCUAAAAUGAAUUCAGCUCAUUUUUAAUCAAUCGAACAGCAUACAAAUUAUAUAUAAAUAAGUUUAGCCUAAAAUUUCAGUUAUUCGGCGCAUAUAUAGUUUAAAAAAAUAAUUUCUUAAUUAAUUUACAUAGCUAAAAAACACAUUCAGCCAAAAAAUUUUGCAUAAGGUUCAGCUGCAACAAAUUCAGCACAUAUCUCCACUACUCAGACUAUAAUUGUUAAUUGAAAUAGUUUUUAUUUGGUUGCUUUUCAACGUCGGUUUUAGCCCAAUGGUAUAUAAUAGAGUUCGAUUAUUUUUGUCUUAAUUCAGCUAUUCAGCACUGUUACGAAAUUUGAAAAUGUUAUAUAUAUUUAUAUUUUUUAAUGUAGAAACAUAUUUUUUUGAUUGUGUCAUGCCGAUGAAUGCAAAAAAUUAAUUCAGCUAAAUGCCUUUGGUGCAGUUUUUUAUAAAAUUUCUGCUUUGUACUUGGUACUCGUACAACAUCAUUUACCUCUUUUAUAUAAUGCUUUACUUUGCCUACUAUAUUGUUUUUAUAGACUUUUAUAUAGAAAAAAGAAAAAAUAUAUAAAUAAAAUACCGUUAAAUUAAAGAAAACAAAAUAAGAAAUAGUAACCACACAACAAAAAACAAAACAAAGUUAUUAAAUAAUGUAAUUAAAGUUUAAAAGCAAGCUUGAAUUAGUCACUAAAUAUUUUAAGUGCGUUCAUUAGUUGUAAGUAUUAAAAAUAUUAUAAAAAAUAAAAAAUAAAUAACGGAUAUAAAAAUAGACUUAAUUAUAAAAUAAAAAAAAAACAAUUAUUAAUUUAUAUAUAUAAUGCUUAUUUUAAAACUAAAAAAAUACUUUCUAAUAAUUUUCUUGUUAUUUCUUCGACUGAACACCUUUUGCAAACGUUAAUUAUCAGCAACUAGUUAAAUUUAUGUUAAAAUAUUUAUUAACAUAUUUAAUUGAUAAUUUAUUAUUUAUUUAUUAAUACGAGAUAAUGCUUCUGAAAUAUUGAAUGUACAAUGUUUAUCAUAAAUAUUUUUUAUUUAUUUACAUACAUG